This is a messenger RNA of Fusarium venenatum, 114 nucleotides long. The record is from RefSeq and is a predicted model, not a curated record. Lineage: Eukaryota; Fungi; Ascomycota; Sordariomycetes; Hypocreales; Nectriaceae.
AUGCAUUUCAUAGUCCAAGUUUGGGUCAACAUGCAUACUCCCGCUAAAAUGUUAGCUGGGUUAGAGGCUUCGCACGAACCACUGACUUAUCAUCAGCAACGAGCUGAAAGCUAG